Messenger RNA from Triticum turgidum subsp. durum (durum wheat), 786 nucleotides. The record is from the annotation of a GenBank genome assembly. Lineage: Eukaryota; Viridiplantae; Streptophyta; Magnoliopsida; Poales; Poaceae.
AUGGCCAUGGUGCAGUCGGUAGCGCGGCGCGGCGCGAGGUCGGUGGCGACGGCCCAGCUAGGGAUGCACCUCUUCUCCGUGUCCUGCUGCUCACCGGCGGCGCUCGGCGUCGGCACCGCGCGCACGGCUGCCACGUUAAAGAAAGGGGAGAAGGAGGCGGCAAGCUACUGGGGCGUGGCUCCGGCGAGGCUCGUCAAGGAGGACGGCACCGAGUGGAAGUGGCCGUGCUUCAGGCCGUGGGAUGCGUACGAGGCGGACGUGUCCAUCGAUCUGAAGAAGCAGUGGCGUACCCAAGGGGUGUGCCAGAAGCACCACCGGCCGGCCACGUUGGGGGACAAGGUGGCCUUGUGGACUGUCAAGGCGAUGCGCUGGCCCACCGACCUCUUCUUCCAGUCGCUCCGGCGCUUCGAGCAGAGCGGCGGGUGGAUCCGUCCACUGCUAGAGGAGGCCGAGAACGAGCGCAUGCACCUCAUGACCUUCAUGGAGGUGUCCCAGCCGCGGUGGUACGAGCGCGCGCUCGUGGUCGCCGUCCAGGGCGUCUUCUUCCACGCCUACCUCGCCACCUACCUCGCCUCCCCAAAGGUCGCGCACCGCAUGGUGGGGUACCUGGAGGAGGAGGCCGUGCACUCCUACACCGAGUUCCUUCGUGACCUCGAGGCCGGCAAGAUCGACGACGUGCCCGCGCCGACGAGGCGCACCACCGGGACGUCAAACCACUACGCCUCCGACAUACAUUGCCAGGGGCAUGCACUGCGAGAGGUAGCUGCGCCGAUCGGCUACCACUGA